This is a messenger RNA of Cucurbita moschata (crookneck pumpkin), 1416 nucleotides long. RefSeq names its product heavy metal-associated isoprenylated plant protein 37. The transcript has 3 exons. Gene Ontology annotation, molecular function: metal ion binding. The coding region runs from base 170 to 1201 and encodes 343 amino acids. NCBI's taxonomy places the organism in Eukaryota, Viridiplantae, Streptophyta, Magnoliopsida, Cucurbitales, Cucurbitaceae. The record is from RefSeq and is a predicted model, not a curated record.
UCAAAAUCUCUCCUUUUCUUUUCCCCCUUCUCUCCCAUGUGCCCCCUUUCCUUUCCUUUGUUUGCUUUUGAGGUAACUCUCUCAGUCCUCUGAAUAAAUUAACCCCCCUCCUCCCAUGCCUGCCCAUUAACCCCCCUUUCUCUCUACACUAACCCCAUCCCCCCAAGAAAUGACCAAAGAGGAUGAUUUUAAGCUACUAAAGUUUCAGACUUGUGAUCUCAGAGUCAACAUUUACUGUGAUGGGUGUAAGCAGAAAGUGAAGAAACUUCUUCACAGGAUAGAAGGGGUUUUUCAGGUUGCUAUAGGAGCAGAGGAUCAGAAGGUUACAGUUUUAGGAAGUGUAGAUUCUGCCACUUUGAUCAAUAAGCUGGUCCGAGCUGGAAAACAUGCUGAGCUUUGGUGGCAGAAAUCCGACACCAGCUCGAAACCAAAGAGCAACGACCAUAAAUCUUCUAACAAGGGACCCAAACUGACUCCACUUUACUGCCGCGAUGAUGACAUUGAUGGUUGUUUUGGUGGUGAGGAAGGAGCGUUUCAGUUCAGGGCAGCUAAUCUUGAUCUUCACAGGCAGCGAGCGACUCCCAGGAAGCCAAUAGGCCCAGGUCAGGCAGUUGCCAGAAAGAACAUCCCCUCUAGGAUGGACCAGAAAACCUUGGAACCUCUGAACAUGAACAUUCCUCAACCGUUUGGCAUGGGCAGAGGAAGUAUCAAUCCUGGGGAGCCGAGAAGAGCGAACAACAAUGACCUGAAUUCAAUGAUGAACAUGGCGGGAUUCAACGGCGGCAACCAUUUAAAUUUUGCCACAUCUUCUUCAAUUGGUGUCAAUUCAACAAACACCUCUCAAGGAGGAUACUUCAGCUACCAGCCAUCUUCAACCUCUGGAUUCCCCAUGGCAACUGGUCAGUACCAUCAUCAUCAUCAGCAGCAGCAGCAGCAGCAGCCAUUAAUGGACAUGAACAUGAACAUGGACACGAACAACAUGGUAAACAGGCAGGCAAUGAACCAGCAGCCUCAAAUGAUGUACAAUAGAGCUCAAUUGGUUCCACCAAAUACAGGGUAUUACUACAAUUACAAUUGUAGCCCUGUUUAUCCAAGUUAUCCUUGUGCAGAGGAUGGUCAUUACUACCAUGGACAAAGUAGUAACUCUGCAGCUGACAUGUUCUGUGAUGAGAACACACGCAGCAGUUGCUCAAUCAUGUAAGAAAGAAAGGGACAAAGAUGAUUGUGAUGUUAAGGUUAUUGGGGUGUUGUUUUUUCUUUGUAUGUUUUAGGUGGGGGUUGUUUUUUUGUGUUGAAGGGCUGUUUUCUUUGUUUUUUGUCUUUUGGCAGUGGCAGUGGCGUUGUAUUUUGUGGAUUGUUCUUCAAAGAUUAUGUUUUGUGAAAUUUGAAGCUGUCUCGUCGUUAGUUUUGUUGUUC